AUGUCUCAUUCCCAGAUACAAACAGAAAACCGAGAACUGCCCUUGAACCAGCCUGAAAACUGGCAAGUCAAGUUCCCUCGGUAUAUGGUGGAACUUCCUGAACAUGUUCACGACGUAAAUGUUUCUUAUAUCGGCAUCCAACCGCGUCAUGAAGAAAUUCCUGUAAGGGGAUCACAUACCGAACUCAAUGCUCAUGUCAGUUCUGCUGCUCAGAGAACAGCCGCAACAAAAAUCGAAGAAUGGAUCCGACAAGGAGCCGGAGAAUUGGCACCAGUUCUAUGGGAGAAGACAUAUGUGGAAGCUGGCUAUGAUGUCCCAGAUACAGAAAUCUAUAUUCUCUAUUGGACUGAUAAAGAUGUCGCCAAGGCAGCCAACAAGAGCUUGAACCUGCAGCAACUUCAUAAAACACUGUCGCCAUCUGAUCAAGAGAUAGUCGGCGUAUGGAGAGAGUCAUUCACAGUCCCCAAACUCAGAUUCGAAACAGUGUAUUCCGGAAACGACUAUCAGCCGGGCAUCGCUUCCCUAGAGGGCGCACAGCAAGUAAGUCACAAAUUCACCGGCUACUGGGGAGCAGCCCGCGACCGAUUUCCAGCAUCAUCGCAUGAUCCUUUUGAGCCAGAAUAUAAACUCAGCACCCCGAACUUUGACAAAGACAACAAAGGCCGUGUCAUUGAGGGAGAAAACAAGGUUUCUGUCCUCCACAUCCGGUCCGGCCAAUACUGGGAGCGGUGCAAAGAGGAUGAAAGGGAAGCAUAUGAAAGCACCCUUGAGCCGGUACUAAGAGUUGGAAUGACCUAUCUGGAAGAGAAUGCCGCGGAAUCGGGUGACAUUGGGCUGCGCUUCUCUCGGAACAUGAUCACAAACCGGCUGCUUCAGGCAGAAGAGGCGCAACAAUUGGCUUCUUUGACUGAGCGACGAAGGCGUGAGACUUGCAGCAGUGGCUUCUUCCGAUCUCUCAAGGACAUUGAGGCGUGGGCUUCCAAGCACAAGUCGCACCACAAAAUCUUCCACGGAGCGCACUCGCACUCCCAGCAAUUUGGCAAGGAGGCGUUCAAGAUGCGCACGUGGCACGAAGUUUCCGCUUUGAAGCCAGGCGAGGUGGCGUUUGAGUACAUCAAUUGCUAUCCUAGGACAGGAUUGAUUCCCUUUUUUGAUGUGUGA
Molecule: messenger RNA, 1161 nt
Organism: Trichoderma virens Gv29-8
Lineage: Eukaryota; Fungi; Ascomycota; Sordariomycetes; Hypocreales; Hypocreaceae
Exons: 2
Coding region: 1-1161 (386 amino acids)
Source: RefSeq, a predicted model, not a curated record